AUGGAUUUCCUGGGGUCAGCUGCCUUCAGCAAGGCGGUGCAGGCACUGGAUGUGAAGACAGGGCGGCUGGUGUGCCUGAAGAUCAUCAAGAACAACAAGGACUACUUCGACCAGAGCCUGGACGAGAUCAAGCUGCUCUCCUACAUCAACGCCGCCGACCCCGCCGAUGAGCACGGCCUGCUGCGCCUGUACGACUACUUUUACUAUAAGGAGCACCUCUUCCUGGUGUGUGAGCUGCUGAGAGCCAAUCUGUACGAAUUCCAGAAGUACAACAGAGAGUCGGGGGAUGCAACGUAUUUCGUUCUGCCCCGUGUUCAGUCCAUUGCCCGGCAGGUCCUGAGAAGUCUGGCGUUCUUGCAUUCCUUGGGCUUGAUCCACUCGGACCUGAAGCCAGAGAACAUCCUCAUCAAGUCCUACUCCAGGUGCGAGGUGAAGGUGAUAGACUUUGGCUCGUCCUGCUUCAGCACGGACCAGCUGAGCAGCUACGUGCAGUCGCGCUCCUACCGCGCGCCAGAAGUCAUCCUGGGGCUGCCCUACGGCCAGAAGGUGGACGUCUGGUCCCUCGGCUGCAUCCUGGCAGAGCUCCUCUCCGGCUUUGUGCUGUUCCAGAAUGACUCGCUGGCGACGCUGCUGGCGCGGCUGGAGGGCAUUCUGGGGGCCCUGCCGCGGCACAUGCUGCGCGAGGGGCGCUAUGCGCAGCGCUUCUACACGCGCUCCGGCGCUCUCUUUGACCGCAACCCCCGCUCGCACCGGUACGAGUACCUGCGGCCCAAGCGCACCAGCCUGCGCAAGCGUGUGCCGGAGGCCGACCAGGGCUGCCUGGACUUCCUGGCCUUCCUGCUGACCGCCGACCCCAACAAGCGCCCCAGUGCCGACGAGGCCCUGCAGCACCCCUGGCUCCAGCAGUGCUACCCGCCCAUCCCCGCCGACUGA
This is a messenger RNA of Coccomyxa subellipsoidea C-169, 933 nucleotides long. RefSeq names its product dual-specificity tyrosine regulated protein kinase 2. The coding region runs from base 1 to 933 and encodes 310 amino acids. Gene Ontology annotation, molecular function: protein tyrosine kinase activity; protein serine/threonine kinase activity; ATP binding. Gene Ontology annotation, biological process: peptidyl-serine phosphorylation; peptidyl-threonine phosphorylation. The record is from RefSeq and is a predicted model, not a curated record. The transcript has 6 exons. Gene Ontology annotation, cellular component: cytoplasm. Lineage: Eukaryota; Viridiplantae; Chlorophyta; Trebouxiophyceae; Coccomyxaceae.